AUGAAAGGUGUUCAUUUCCAUGUAGCAUUUGUCCUGUUGGCUCUGGCUGUCAUAUUUGCCUUUGCCUCUGAUCCCAGCCCUCUUCAGGACUUCUGUGUAGCAAUUAAUAAUACCAACGAUGGUGGUAUGUUCUUUAAUUCUCUCUCCGACUUCUUUGGAAUUGUUAAUAUUUUUCUUUCCGUUUUAGCAGUUUUUGUUAAUGGCAAGUUUUGCAAGGACCCAAAGCUCGCCACCGCAAAUGACUUCUUUUUUCCGGGGCUCAACAUUCCAGGAAAUACAGCAAAUCAACUAGGAUCAAAAGUCACUCCAGUCACUGUUGAACAAAUACUAGGACUUAACACUCUUGGCAUAUCUCUCGCUCGACUUGACUUUGCACCCUAUGGUGGCCUAAAUCCCCCUCACACUCAUCCUAGAGCCACGGAAAUCCUAGUCGUUUUGGAGGGCACGCUCUACGUUGGCUUUGUUACAUCCAACCCGGAUAAUCGUCUCAUCACCAAAGUCCUAUACCCUGGAGAUGUUUUCGUUUUCCCAAUCGGCCUCAUUCACUUCCAGUUCAACAUAGGGAACACCAAUGCUGUUGCCUUUUCUGGUCUUAGCAGCCAAAACCCAGGGCUUAUCCCCAUUGCAAACGCAGUCUUUGGCUCAAACCCUCCCAUCAAUCCUGAUGUUCUUGCCAAGGCCUUCCAGUUGGACAAAACUGUGGUUACCUAUCUUCAAUCCCGACUCUAGUGAGAUAACAACUGGAGGAAAAUUUACAUCCAUGA
Messenger RNA from Durio zibethinus, 764 nucleotides. Lineage: Eukaryota; Viridiplantae; Streptophyta; Magnoliopsida; Malvales; Malvaceae. The record is from RefSeq and is a predicted model, not a curated record.